UAGUGUGAACAUAACAGAAUAUGAAGCACGUUCUAUAUAUAUUUUUCAAUCUACUUACUUUCAAGAUAAUCUUCUAAAUAUAACAUUUUCAAUUUCAAUAUUAACCAGAAAUAUGAUUCGGCGCCCACCAAUAAGUAUCGAAUUAAAAAUUGACGAUCUACAAGAGUAUGAAAAUUAUUGUCGAGAAACAACAACGGCAAAAAUUCAAGCUAAAAUGACUCAAGCGCCAGCUAGACAACCUCAAAAUGAAGUACCAUCGUUUCCGGUUGCAAAAACUAAACAAGAAAUUCAAGAACGUAUUGGAUAUGUACCCAAAAAUAAUGGAUCUUAGUUUUAAUUGAACUUUCAAUAAAAUAUUAAAAAAUUAA
Chrysoperla carnea is the source of this 368-nucleotide messenger RNA. Its product is annotated as anaphase-promoting complex subunit CDC26-like. Gene Ontology annotation, biological process: regulation of mitotic cell cycle; anaphase-promoting complex-dependent catabolic process; protein K11-linked ubiquitination. The coding region runs from base 113 to 331 and encodes 72 amino acids. Lineage: Eukaryota; Metazoa; Arthropoda; Insecta; Neuroptera; Chrysopidae. The transcript has 2 exons. Gene Ontology annotation, cellular component: anaphase-promoting complex. The record is from RefSeq and is a predicted model, not a curated record.